Etheostoma spectabile (orangethroat darter) is the source of this 3851-nucleotide messenger RNA. Its product is annotated as mucin-5AC. The record is from RefSeq and is a predicted model, not a curated record. The transcript is spliced from 8 exons. Lineage: Eukaryota; Metazoa; Chordata; Actinopteri; Perciformes; Percidae. Bases 1095 to 3488 code for a protein of 797 amino acids.
AUUACAUCUGCACUCUAGCACUAAAAUAUUACUUAUUACUCCACAUGGAAAAUCUGACAUGGGUUCAUAAGUGCAAAACAAGUUAUCUCUGGUUGUUUGUUGACCGCUCAGUUAGGAGACAGGCCUUUCCGUAGGCCUACCUGAAGAAACAGAGAUAAAAUAAACAUGAUCCCCAUUGAGAAAUUGUGCGGAUUUGGCCAGUUAGUUAAACUAUUACAGUCAUAAAUCAAUGUUGAAUGUCUACUCUGCCCUUGGAAACCAGUGUAAAUACUAUAUUUAUAUCAAAGUGUUUCAAACUGGGAAUCAAGCUGCCUGGUUCGAAUAUCAAAUAUUUAAACACAAUUCCCAUGAAACUCCCUACACAGGGGAAUUAGUAUUAUAAGAUACACAGAGAUUGGUGCUUGUGGGUGUUUCAGUGUCUGUGUCUUAUUUUAUGGGUUCUGAGCAAGUUUUACAGCUCAUAUUCAAGAUAAAUAAUCCUCCAGGACUAUUUGGGACAUUUUCAUCUUGUAUCAGUGAGACAUCUUGCUUUGAAUUACAGCCCUUCUGAGCAUCUUUUCCGCAUAUAAAAUAAAUUAUUAAUUUGUUACAUAACCAAUAGAACAUGUUGUUCAUUUCAGCCGUUUCCAUUGCAGUAUAUAGCCUACUCAUAUGUAUGUCCCUGUUAUAGACUAGGAUGCAGGGAUGUAACAAAUGUCACUGUUGUCAUUUUAUUCCUCCAUCUCUCAGCCUCUUUUUAUUUUAUCACCAUCUUUUUCUCAUGGUUUUCCUCUCGGAGGGGAGGGGACAGAGAAAAGGCGAGGUUCUGUUUUCAAAUCUGUCAGUCUAGCCAGCCUGGCCCCUCCCACCUCAGUGGAGGCAUUACAUACUGCUGCUGCUUGCGCUCUUAGCAACGGUGCCUCAGCAACAGAGCCACGGCAACAGAGCUCCACGGCAACAGCGUGCCGUGUCUCCCCAAUGGAGCUGCCAUUGGGCGGACCAGCGCUCAGGCACUACACCCAGAGCAGACCAAGACCUCACCGACAAAAACUGAACUAUCGUCCCAGCAGACCACAGGAGACGAUAAUUGAGAGUGACAAUGAAGUCCUUGACUCAUGGGGAGAGUUGAUGAAGGAGUUGAAGAGUUCUUUACUAAGAGAGUACUUCCUACUGAUACACUGAAUAAGCAAGAUGAGGAAUCUAUCACAGUGCACGAAGUGGCUCCUGCCAGCUCUGUCCCUUGUCCACCACCCCCGACAAAAACACUCAGGAGGAAACUCGGAGAUUUCUUUACACUCAAAAAGAGAAGAGGUCUGAAAUCAGAAACAAGCCAGGAGGGGCGACCCAAAAAGGCCUCCAUCGCUGAUCUCAUUCGCCCGCUCAGGGAGGUUGCCAGAGCUGAGAAAGAAAAAGAUAAGGACAAAGUCAAGGAACACGACAAGGAAAAUGAAAAGGAGAAAAUGAAAGAACAUCCGAGUGCUGUUACUGGAGAGUCAGCUGUUCAGGAGACACCUGGUUCUCUGCUGAGAGGUGAAACUGUGCCUCCCCGUCGAGCUCUCAGAGAGGGGAAGUCCCAGUCUCUCAUUUUGCUGUCUGGAUCAGCCGCAGCAGGGACUACUAAUGCCAGAAACACUUCAAAGAAACAAUUUGAAGGCCAACAUAGUUUUGAACAGAAACUUCAUCUCAUGCUUCAACGUAUUGGAGUUUCCAAAGUCCAGCCAGGAGAGACACAGAAUCAGGAGGGAGAGAUGAAAAAAGCAGAAUCUGAAGGUACUAUCAUUGACAGUAAACCUGAGCCACCACCUACUUUCACAAAACCUCGAACAAUGUCUGCAUCAUCAGAUACAAGACAUCAAAUUCGCCCAAGCCUGUCAGCACACGAGUCAGCUGGGAAACCCGCUUUGCUUCCAAAGCCCCUUAUCAAGCCAGGUCCACCCCCCACAACAUCUGGCCGCAACACACCUGAGAACGAGCUAGCCCAAAUACAGGAAGGGGAGACAAACACGCCGACUAAACUGAGUCCAACUGCAGCUCCGUCGACUCCUGCUGCUCCUACACCCACUACUACCACUACUCCUACUGUACUGACAAUCUCAAACUCAGUCCCAGACUCAACCAAUUUUGCAAAUUCUGUACCUCCCUCUGACACAGAUAUAUGCACUGACUUUGUUAACCCCGCUGCAGCAGCUACAACACCCACAAAUGUUACAGAGACUGACAGAAAACCUUCAAUCCAUGAAGAUAAUGCUACUAUCACUGACUAUGACUCCACCUUUACGGCAACCCUUACAAGCACCACUACACCCACAGUUUUAGUUACUUCAACUUCCUUUGAGUCCAUGACUCCAAUCCUCUCUGUCACUUCCAACUCAACAACAAUAACUACGCCUUCCAUUACCACCUCAGAAACACUUUCUGCUCACAGCAAUGAAAGCUUGGUUUCCACAACAUCAACAAAUCUGUCAACUAAAUCAACUUUCCCAGAUCCAAAUUGUGUCCCCUCCAUCGACGCUACUCCUGCUGCUGGUGGUGAUGCAGCUAUUUCGUUCAUCACCACAGCUUCUUCACCCUCCACCAGCAUAUCAGAUGUGCCACCAGGCUUGUCUGCUCCUGCUAAUUCAGUUACUGAAGCUUGUUAUGAUACUACUUCAGUCACCUGUACUAGCUCUGUACCUUUAGCUUUAUCAGUCACAAAAACAACAUCUCCACCUCCUAACUUGAGUGAUAUCAUUUCAACUGCAGUUUCACCCAUCGCCUCAAUUACUUCUUCCUCCCCCCUGAUCUCUUUUGCCCUUCCUCCCACCAUCUCCACCUCUUCCACCACCACUACAAGCCCAACACCCACCGACUGCAUGAACUCUAUCUCUGCUUCCAUCAUUACUCACCCAGCCACCCCUGGCCCUGCUGAUACCUCUGUUCCCUCCACUUCUUCCAGUGAAACAGACACCACUUCCACCACCACCACCAGUUUAAACCGUGCAGAUAUCACUUCCACCACCAAUUCAGCUACCACAGCUGCAGUUUGCUCCCCACUCAUGACUGACUCAGACCCACCUUACACUGACAACAUCAGCACUACCCUCACACCAACUACUGAUAACUCAAGUGCUACUUCUCCUCAUUUGACCAGUCCAGCCCCCUCUAAUGGUCGUCCAGUCCAGGACAAUGACGAUCAGCCAUCUCCUGAAGAAAGAUCUAGUGUAGAGCAUGCAGAAAAGGGCACAGAUGAGGAGCUUGCAAUGGUUCGAAACAGCGAGCAAACUGAGAUGGAUGAAAGUAAGAAAGUCGGCAACAGUGGAGAGAAGAACGAGAAUGAAAACGAGAAACCAGCUCUCACUUCUGACAGCAAAGUCAUAAUAAAAGAAGUGCAGAAAGAAAGUGUUAAACCUGAAUUAGACACAAUGAAAGCCGAAGUGGGAAAGGCUGAACCUGCAUCAGGGAAAGAGGAUGAGCUGUGCAGCGACAAGGGGGAGAUGGAAGGUCAAAAGCAAGAAGAGGUUGAUAAGUAAAUCAAAAAUAAAGAAAUAGCUAAACACGGGACCAACUACUGUGACGGGGGCAGGAGAGGCCACAGUAAAGGGUAAAGGAAGAGGGGGGGGUGAUGAUCCAUGGCACUUCCUACAGGGACCACCACAUUACAGCAGCACACCACAAAGGGUGGGCCACUGGACCAAAGAACUGAGAUCCCCUUGUGUGUUGUAACCAACAAAUCCAGCAGUGUCUUUGUCCUUUUUUAACUUUUGUUUGAAUUUUUGCAUUGCACGUAUGAUUAUGUAUCAUAAGACAACUACUGUGGUAAAAUACACCAUGUUUACAAUAGAUGGAUAAGAGACAUAGUUAUGAAUAUUAAAUGGAAUAUUGAAUAAACUGAA